GUCACGUGACAGAGGAGACGGUCGUUCUGCGGCUGGUGAUGUGACAACGCUGCUAGGGCUGGUUAGCAAGUUUGUUUUUCUUUCGCAUCGUUCCUCCUCAGAAUCAAGAGAAGUGACAAAAGAUGGACAACAGCGGGAAAGAAAAAGAAGCGACGGCUUUAAUGGCCGAGGCAGAUAAGAAAAUAAAAUCAUCGCAGUCGUUUUUCGGAGCGCUUUUUGGGAGUUCCUCCAAGUUGGAAGAAGCCUGUGACAUGUAUGUAAGGGCAGCCAACAUGUACAAAAUGGCCAAAAAUUGGUGUGCUGCAGGAAAUGCGUUCUCCCAAGCCGCUCAUCUUCACCUGCAAAUGCAAAGCAAACAUGAUGCAGCAACUAACCUUAUAGAUGCUGGAAACGCCUUCAAAAAAGCAGAUCCACAAGAGGCCAUAAACUGCCUAAACCGAGCUAUUGAGAUAUACACGGAUAUGGGACGUUUCACUAUUGCAGCUAAACACCACAUCAGCAUUGCUGAGAUAUAUGAGACAGAGCUGGUUGACAUUGACAAGGCUAUUGCUCAUUAUGAGCAGGCAGCAGAUUAUUAUAAAGGUGAAGAAUCCACCAGUUCAGCAAACAAGUGCCUUCUGAAAGUAGCAACAUAUGCAGCUCAGCUGGAGCAGUACCAGAAAGCUAUCGAGAUCUAUGAACAAGUUGGAACCUACGCAAUGGACAGUACGCUCCUGAAAUACAGUGCCAAGGAUCACUUCUUCAAAGCAGCACUCUGUCACUUCUGUGUAGACAUGUUUAAUGCAAAGCUCGCAGUGCAGAAAUAUGAAGAAAUGUUUCCAGCCUUUUCAGACUCGAGAGAGUGCAAGCUGUUGAAGAAACUUCUAGAUGCAUAUGAAGAACAGAAUGUGGAUGCAUACACUGAUUCGGUGAAGGAAUUUGACACGAUUUCACGGUUGGACCAGUGGCUCACCACCAUGCUUCUCCGCAUCAAGAAAACCAUACAGGAUGACGAGAGUGACCUUCGCUGACUCGCCUCCCAAUUCCUCCUGAAGUCCUCAGUGACUGAUUUUCAUCUUUCUUCUUGCCUAAAGCCUCCUACUUCCAUUCAAGCAACAUCCUUAAAUUUUAUGUUUCUGUCUUGCCACUUGCAGUAUUUUUUUUUGUCUUUAAAUCCACUCAAAACGAUCCUCUCUUAAAUCUUUAUAAAAUAGGUAUGAAUACUGUUAACACUACUAUUCUCCUGAGUGCACUCUGCACACAGUAUGUUAGGUAUUGGUCCAACAUUGGUCACAACAUUCAUACCAGCAGACUUAUGUUACUAUGUUUUCUUUGUUUUUUGACAGACGAGUGGAGGUCAGCUGUCAAACUAUUUGGAUUACAAAAUAUAGUUUCCAAAAUGUGCUUUAGAAUAAAGUAAAUUAGCCAAAGUGGAGAUAUUGAUGAAUGAUGUGACCUUGGUUGUUGCUUCUUCUGAGUGCUGAAGAGUAGUGUAGGUCGUAUUCGGGGACUCGUUGGCUGCAUACUUUUUCUACAGUUAUUCCACAGCAAAUAUCCCCUCUGCCUUAUACCGCGCUCAGGAUGUGGACAGCUAGAUUUGAUGAAGAAAAAGAAAUCAUAAAUAAUAAUUCUAUUUCAGAUGUUGAUUUGUUUGAUAAUUAUUUUUGUCACUUCCAUUUAAAGCGGUUUUAUUCCAGAAAAAGAGGCCAAAAAAGGGCCGUCAUCUUUGUGAGCAUUUGCAUGGUUUGGAAUGAAUGAGGAACAUUUAAGUUCCCUGUUGUAUAAGAGUGUUUUAGUUUUUGUUAUUGUCUAAUCUAAAACCAGGCUGAAUAAACUAUUUUUAUUGCCUGCAAAAGAUGCAAUACACGGAAGUAAAAAAUAAAUAAAAAUAAAGAGCUUUACUGAUCUGAACACUGUGCUCGUUUUACCCCCCUGAGUUUGUCAGAGAAUUGGUCUUAAAUAAUUUGUGAUGUUUAAUGUAAAAUGUUUGAAUAAACCUGAGUACAUCGUC
Messenger RNA from Melanotaenia boesemani (Boeseman's rainbowfish), 1990 nucleotides. RefSeq names its product N-ethylmaleimide-sensitive factor attachment protein, alpha b (gene napab). Gene Ontology annotation, molecular function: soluble NSF attachment protein activity; syntaxin binding. Gene Ontology annotation, biological process: synaptic transmission, glutamatergic; SNARE complex disassembly; intracellular protein transport. The record is from RefSeq and is a predicted model, not a curated record. The coding region runs from base 123 to 1010 and encodes 295 amino acids. Gene Ontology annotation, cellular component: terminal bouton; synaptobrevin 2-SNAP-25-syntaxin-1a complex; vacuolar membrane. NCBI's taxonomy places the organism in Eukaryota, Metazoa, Chordata, Actinopteri, Atheriniformes, Melanotaeniidae. The transcript is spliced from 11 exons.